AUGGGCGGUGCUGCCCCCGUUGCGAGGGCAGCGGCGUCGCCGGCUCCCGACAUGGCGGCGGGGCGGGCGGCGCGGGGCGGCCCCGACCGGCCCCGAACGGAGCCCGGCGGCCAGGCCCGAAACGGCCCUCGCCGGGACUCGGCGGCGCCCCGCGGCGCCCCCGCGGACAGAGCUUUAACCUUUCAGUUUGAAUGGGAUCUAGAAGAGGAACGUCAGGCACUGAAAGAAGAUCAAAAAAUACAUCGGAGAAGAGCACAAAAAUAUUUUACAGAGACAAACAGAAGAAGGAGAGCCCUUGAAGAAAGAUGGAAGCAAGAAAAUGAAAAAGAGCAGAGACUUAGAGAGCAAGUUCUGCAGCAAAGGAAAGUUAAACUUCAAGAAGCAACUGAAAAAUACCAGCGUGCUAAUGUCCCUUUUUCUCAGCACAAGAAAAUAGUUCAAACAAAAGUGGUUCUUCAAUUAGAAGAAGCUCUUGACCAGAUUAAAGGGUCCAUUUUAACACAAGAAUUUUGCUUGUCUAACAGAAACAAAGCCAACYUCAGAACCACAGAUGACACUUCAUCCUCAUCAGCAUCUGGAAAUGGUUAUUUCCAUCAGAAGCAGAUUUCAGCAAUGGUUGACUGUGAUGAAAUAAGUCAGGAGAGCAGUAGAACAAACAUGGAUUGUAACCAGCUUCUCAUCCAGGAAAAUCUGAAAGAAAUGCAACAACUCCUUGAAAAACAGCAUCUCAGCAACUUGGAGAAUUUUCAUCAAGAAGUCAAAAAAGUAGCCAGUUCUGAAAGCCUGUUAAGCCUCGACAGUCUUGAAGCUGGAGAUCAGAAUGGAAAUUAUGUAACAUCGAGUGAAUCAUCUUUGGCUACACAGUGUGACUGUACCCUGUGUAAUCCAGAAAAAUCACAGACCAGAAAUAGCAGUUUACUUUAUACAGCUGAAAAUGCUUCUUCUAAAAAUAGACAUCUAAAUAAUUGUCUGAGAAAUAUAGAAUCCCAAAACAACCAGAACAAYUUACCUAUUCUUGACCCUUCAGCUAAACAUACUGUUCUAACUCUUGCUGAACAUAUAAACAGCACACAAGAGGAGUCACUUCUUUCUUGCAGGUCUGAACAGCAACCCACAGAGCUCUCUACUUCUGAUAUGCAAGAAGGACCUGUAAAUAAUUCAUUUACUUUUCUGACAAAUAUAAAAGGAAAAAACAAUCUGUCUUCUAGAUUGCUAAGCACAUUAUCCACUGAUAAUCCUGUAUUCAAACCUGGCAAAGCCUGGGCUAUUUCAGGGGAAAGAGRUCAGAAUUUGAUACAAAAUCAAAGUUCUGAAAUGACCCCUCAGAGAAAAAACGUGUCUGUACAAACCUCCUGUCAACCUCUUGCAACAUCUGUAAUCUUGUUUCCUAAUCAGAGAUGUUCCAAUGACAUUCCCAGCACUUCUUGCUCAGCUAAUAGUUCACAAAAGGAAAAAACCAUAAGCACUUUUUUUUUAAAUAAUACAUUGGGCAAAAUGACAGAAACAAAAGAAGGAAAUAUGAAAUGUAUUAAUGUUAAUCCAGRAUCAUCUGUUUUUCAAGACAUACAAAAUGCUUCUACUCCGUGCAGAGUUAAGCAAGCAAAGAAUAAAGAAGAGAAGGGAAAUAUAAUUGAAACUAUAUCUCUGUUGUCUGAUACAGAUUUCAAUUCUGACAUUCCUGCACAGCACAAAAGCCCAAAAAAUAAUAUUCCUGAGAGGAAGGAAGUGGGGUUAUUCAAAAGUAUCUUAAAGAAAGAAUCUAAAUAUGAACAUAGUCCUUUCAAAGCCCUAGAUAUGGACUUCAGGAUGCGUUUUGGAACUCAGCCUGUGUCUUCUCUCCGAGACAGUUUGGAACUGGCAAAAGGAAAAAAGAAGAAUGCAGAAAAUGAAAAAAAUAAUCAGAACUUACAGUUUGAUCAAACUCACCAGGUAACAGUAGAAAAUAAAGAAAAAUGUAGUGAAGAGACCACCAGUGAAAUAUGUUCUGCACAGAUGCAGUGUGUUCAAACUACAAGUAAUGCUCCUAAGACUACAUUAAGUAUUGCUGCUCCUACUUCACUGGGCACAAAAAAACACCRGGAAUAUUCUCAGAUACCAAGACCAAGUGUUAAUGCUAGAGAAUCAGACAAAGCAUGUGUACCUCUGAAUACUUUCAUGUCUACUGGAUCCCAUUUUGCUAAGCAAGCUUGGAUGGUAUCAAAAGGCGAAGAAAUUAACUCCCCAAUAAGUAUUAGCAAUUCUAAAAUUCACAAAGGGAGUCAACACAAAAAUAAGGCAAAUAUAACUAGUCAAGCAAKAGCCCGGCCAAGUUUUAUGCCCCAGAAUAGAACAGGCACUGUAGUCCAUCCACAGUCUGCUACUAAAGCCAACAAAAUUUUGAAAGCUCAAGAGAAAAUUUUAGCACCUCACCCACCAUCUGCACCUAUGCCAGGAAAGAGAACUGGCAACGCUGCAGCCAGGCCUGUGUGUCAACCACUGCAUUCUUCAAAUCUUCAAACUACCAAUAUUAACUGCAACCACUUAAAUGAAAGCCAUGUUUUGUUAGAAGAUGGGGUUUUAAAUACAAACACUGCAGAAAAUAGUAACAGUUAUACUUGCACUUCCGACUUGGCCACUGUGAUUUUAUCUACACCUUGCUGUAGCAAGUCUAAAUACAAACCUUUGACUAAAAAUAUUUGUUCUGUAAAUAGUGUUCAGGCAAAUGCCUGUGGAAACUGUUCUGCAGUAACCUACACUAAAAGAAGACCUGUUAAAGCAGUAAAUGGAUUAUAUCGAGAGCGUAUCCCAACAGCUGCAAAAAAAAGUACCUCAGGGCAAGGAGAGCCUGGUGCUCAGAAACAGUGUGCUACUGGUAUUGUUCCUGUUACAAGACAAAAUCAGGUUUUUGACAGCUGUGAAAAUAAACACAGAGCUUUCUUGAAAAAAAGGAGACAAACUGUAGCUUCUAGAAGAUGGAGAUCCACUCAUUAUACGGAGCUGGAUCCUGUUCAAUCUGCAUUUGAGCCAAUACAAAAUAUGAAGGACGCCUAUGAAUCUGCUGAAGUUUCAGAGAGCACUGCUCAGUUUCUCAUGGCAGAGGACCUAUCUGGUACAUCGUGUGCAGAAGAUGAAAUCCUGGCAGCUAUGGAAAGUGCACAACCAGCCAAACAACCCUUGCUUCCUAACAAGGCUCAGUGCCUAGGCAUAAGUGCACUUUCAAUAGAAGAACUAAGGAUCUUCCAGUCUCUUGAUCACCUCGAUCAAAGGCUACAAAAUGUACAAGAAGCCAUUACCAGAAACAUAUCUAAUUCAAGUGUUUUACAGCUAAUCACUCCUUUGAAUACGUCCACCCCUUUGGUGAACACUGCAGAACACUCGCAGCAGAAUCAGGGUGGAUCUGCUAUCAAUCGAUCGCAAUUGCAGARGAGAUAUUGAUAUUGUCAUAAAAAAGCUGCUCCARGAGAAUGCAGCCUUAAGGACUUUUAUGUAAAGUAUAUUUUAUUUGACAUUUUAAAAUAGUCAGCAAAAUAAAGAUGAAAGCAGUAAGUCAAAUAAUGAGUAUCAGUGACUGGCAAACAAUUUUAUGAUAAUUCUACUUCAUUAUGUACUU
This is a messenger RNA of Nothoprocta perdicaria, 3589 nucleotides long. RefSeq names its product centrosomal protein 126 (gene CEP126). The record is from RefSeq and is a predicted model, not a curated record. Gene Ontology annotation, cellular component: ciliary base; midbody; centrosome. NCBI's taxonomy places the organism in Eukaryota, Metazoa, Chordata, Aves, Tinamiformes, Tinamidae. The transcript has 11 exons. The coding region runs from base 1 to 3414 and encodes 1137 amino acids. Gene Ontology annotation, biological process: cytoplasmic microtubule organization; mitotic spindle organization; non-motile cilium assembly.